Molecule: messenger RNA, 3137 nt
Organism: Anopheles funestus (African malaria mosquito)
Lineage: Eukaryota; Metazoa; Arthropoda; Insecta; Diptera; Culicidae
Gene: PIG-G
Product: GPI ethanolamine phosphate transferase 2
Exons: 8
Coding region: 170-2983 (937 amino acids)
Biological process (GO): GPI anchor biosynthetic process
Cellular component (GO): endoplasmic reticulum membrane
Source: RefSeq, a predicted model, not a curated record
UUGUUUUGAUUCUACCAUUGUGUCAACGCUAAACCCUUGACAAGCCAUUGUAUAAAGCAGCAUUGUUUAUCUAGGCGCACAACCUCAACAGUAAACAAGUGGAGAAAAUUACUUCUUGCCGGUACAAUGAAAGUGAAAGUGUGUUAAAUUACUGCAAGCUACCCGCGCUAUGAAUGUCCGACACGACCACAUAGCGGUAUACACUUUUGUGGUGUUUUUGUUUUCGUUCAGUUUGUUCUGCUACGGCUUUUUCCCACUAUCAUUUUCUCCUUCAACAAAGGCCUCCUUUGAUGAGCUACCUCAACGUAUCGGAAAUGCAAGCUUCAAUGGCACCGAUUACAAACCGCGUAUUUCGAGAGCCAUCCUGAUGGUGAUAGACGCCCUGCGAAUGGAUUUUGUGCUGCAGGAAGAAAACUUCCAAUUUCUCAACCAUUUGCUCGGCGAAGGGAAUGCUUGCCUGUACCGUCUGCAGGUGCAUCCGCCGACGGUAACAAUGCCACGCAUAAAAGCGAUGACUUCCGGUGCCAUUCCAAGCUUUCUGGACGUGAUUCUUAACCUGGGCAGUCCAGAAAUGAAGCUCGACACCUUUCUGUACCAAAUGAAGCAGCGGCAGCAGAAAACCGUAUUCUAUGGUGAUAACACGUGGACAAACAUGUUUCCGGACAUUUUUUAUCGCAGGGGCGAGAAUACGGAUUCGUUGUAUGUUAAUGAUUUUUAUAAGGGUGAUCGAAACAUAACAAAGCUUCUUAACAUGGAGCUUCAGAUGUACGAUUGGAAGCUAAUGAUACUCCACUACCUUGGCUUAGAUCAUAUCGGACACGUGGAAGGACCGUACAGUGAUAAAGUGCCGGGAAAGUUGCAGGAAAUGGAUAAAGUAAUUAAAACCAUCCAUCAGACAAUGGACAAAUGGAAACAAAAGUAUUAUACCAAACCUUUGCUAAUUAUUACGGGCGAUCAUGGUAUGCGUGAUUCCGGUGGCCACGGUGGUUCAACGCAGCCGGAAACCAUUGUACCGCUCGUAAUAGUGAGCGAUCAAUGUGCGAAAAGUGAAGACACAUUCCUGCAGAUCGAUCUUGCACCGACCAUGUCCAUCUUGAUGGGUGUUGCGAUACCGUACGCAUCCAUUGGUUCUAUGAUUGAUCCUGCCCUAACGAUGUUACACCGUAGAGACAUGCUUUACGCGCUGUACUACAACACACAAAGACUGGCCUCCAAAGUGGAAGUUAUUUUAAGGGAUAAAUUUAAGAAAACCGAGGUACACAAAUCAUUCGAGGAAGCGAAAGCACUGCAUCAACAAUUUAUGCACGAUACGACUGAUAUUUCCGCCUACAAACGUGCCACGUUGCUCUACACGUCGUUGUCGAAGAACCUUACCCAGUUGCUUAUUUCCAGCUACAUACGAUACGACAUAGUUUUCAUCCUUGUUGGUACGAUUAUGGCGCUUUUAUGUGCGGCCAUUGCAGUGACCCAACUGCUACAGCAAGACACCAAUACGACCGUUUUAUCUUUGCAACCAAAACUAUUUCCCAGCAUCAAUUGUGUGCUGUUGAGUUUUCUGCUACUAAAGCUUCUGUCGUUUGAAAAGGAAACCUCCCAGGAAGCGACACAUUCAUUUCACGUCGUAAUAGUUUUGUUGUCUGUGGUGUAUUUCACACUAUGGGUGAUAUUGUCCCAUUUGCUUAAGGGUGUAAAAGUACCCUCGAUGACGCUGUUUCAUGAUGGUACAUUCUUUCUUUCAUCGUUCAUUUGGUUCGGUGUAGCAUUCCAUUGUGUUUCGCUCGCAAGUAGUUCCUUCGUGGAGGAAGAACAUCAAACUUGGUAUUAUCUUACCAGCAGCAUUAUGGUGCUGCUUACCUUGAAGCAGGUGAGCGUGAUGAACAGUACGAUCGGUGUGAUCAAGCACACCAAAACGGAUCCAUCGCUUGUUGAGGUGUGCAAAGAAGAGCGUAGCAUUUUUUGUGUCGCAUCUAUAGCUUUCGUCUGCAUGCAUGUGCUUGUACGACGGUUUAAUCAAACUGGCGACAAGUGGCAACAUAUACCCGAUGUGGGUGAUUGGUUAUCGAAGGAUGAACAUAAGGUUUGGCUUAGUGUGAUCAUGUUCCUUGGUUUGUGUUACUUGGUGUAUCAAAUUUGCUACAUGGCAGGAUUACUAACCACCGUACUAUCGAUGACUGCCUCCAUGCUAAUCUACUACUACCGUGCAGCGUCCGGUACGGUGAGCAUCUUCGGCCUAAGUGCAUCCAACUCAUCCAUUUGUCUUACAAUAUUUUGGAUCAAUUUGGUGGAAAUAUUCUUCAUCGGCUUUCUUCCCAUGAUGUAUCGUGCGAUUGUGGCGCGCACAACUCCAAACCGCACCGGUGAACUGUAUAGUAAUUGCAUUAUCAUUGUGGCGCUGCUGUCCGCCUUGUUGCACAAACCGCACAACGUGUUGCUGGUGGGGACUCUUUUCGCUACGAGUAGAUUUCUCACCGAGCGCAUUAAUCGCAUCGCGGACGAUAAGUACAGCAGCAUAAUGCUAAAAGUAAUCACCCAUUAUUGGUUAGGAAAAACGUUUUACUUCUAUCAGGGCAAUUCGAACAGUUUGGCUACGAUCGAUCUUAAUGCCGGUUAUGUGGGACUGAAUAACUUCGACAUGGUUCGUGUUGGAUUGUUUCUCACGCUGCAUACCUUUAGUGGGCCUAUUUUAAGCUUUCUGUUAAUGCUUCAUCACAUUUUCUCCGACAACGAGCGGGACGUAAAACAGCAACACCGAUCGGAAACGAGUAGUAACGUACGGGAACGAAUUCUUACGCUGAUAAACGUACUUAUUACUGUUCCAGUGAGCUUUUUCCUAGCUGUAGCAACAGUAUUGCGCGAUCACAUAUUUGUAUGGACCGUUUUUUCGCCAAAGAUCAUCUACGAGUACUUCACCGUGUGGUUGGUACUAAUUCAAGUAAUGCUAGUCGUAUUCCUGCUGCCAAAGACAAUGUCCUCUAGUGUGUGAAAGUGUGUUUGAACUUAAAAAUUAGAAUAAAUUAAAUUUUGUGAGGUUUUUUUUCUAUUUAUUCCCAUAUUUUUCUUUUUUCUUUUUGGUUUAGUUUCGUUCUUUAAACAAAACAUUACCUGAACUGAACUGUAGUUCUCUGUAGCUCUAUUUU